Messenger RNA from Choloepus didactylus (southern two-toed sloth), 3269 nucleotides. It is a transcript of the gene SLC9A8, whose product is annotated as solute carrier family 9 member A8. Gene Ontology annotation, molecular function: sodium:proton antiporter activity. Lineage: Eukaryota; Metazoa; Chordata; Mammalia; Pilosa; Megalonychidae. The transcript has 17 exons. The coding region runs from base 174 to 1979 and encodes 601 amino acids. Gene Ontology annotation, biological process: sodium ion transport; proton transmembrane transport; regulation of pH. Gene Ontology annotation, cellular component: Golgi apparatus; membrane. The record is from RefSeq and is a predicted model, not a curated record.
CUCCUCCCCCCGCCUCGGGCCACCGAGAUGAAGGGACAGAAGGGCCGCCCUCUUUCAACCGAGGUCCCACCCCCGCUCGCCUGUCCGCCCACGCCUCCAGCGGAAGCCGGAAGCAAAGGCGGACCCUGCUAGCCCCGCGGCUUCAAACUCGGUGGUCUUGGAGGCUCCGCAGGAUGGGGGAGAAGAUGGCGGAAGAGGAGUUCCCCAACACGACUCAUGAGGGUCUCAAUGUCACUCUUCACACCACCCUGGUUGUCACCACGAAACUGGUGCUCCCGACCCCUGCCAAGCCCAUCCUCCCUGUGCAGACGGGGGAGCAGGCUCAGCAGGAGGAGCAGUCGAGUGGCAUGACCAUUUUCUUCAGCCUUCUUGUCUUAGCUAUCUGCAUCAUACUGGUGCAUUUACUGAUCCGAUACAGAUUACAUUUUUUGCCAGAGAGUGUUGCUGUUGUUUCUUUAGGUCUCAGAGUCCCACUUUUCUGCCUUCUCUGGAGUAUGCCUUCUCUGAAAAUCUGCCACUCUGGUAUUCUUAUGGGAGCAGUUAUAAAAAUUAUAGAGUUUAAAAAACUGGCAAAUUGGAAGGAAGAAGAAAUGUUUCGUCCAAAUAUGUUUUUCCUCCUCUUGCUUCCACCAAUUAUAUUUGAGUCAGGAUAUUCAUUGCACAAGGGUAACUUCUUUCAGAAUAUUGGUUCCAUCACCCUGUUUGCUGUUUUUGGUACGGCAAUUUCCGCUUUUAUAGUAGGUGGAGGAAUUUAUUUUCUAGGUCAGGCUGAUGUAAUCUCUAAACUCAACAUGACAGACAGUUUUGCAUUUGGCUCCCUAAUAUCUGCCGUCGAUCCAGUGGCUACUAUUGCUAUUUUCAAUGCACUUCACGUGGACCCCGUGCUCAACAUGCUGGUUUUUGGAGAAAGUAUCCUCAAUGAUGCAGUCUCCAUUGUCCUGACCAACACAGCUGAAGGUUUAACAAGAAAAAAUAUAUCAGAUGUCAGUGGGUGGCAAACAUUUUUACAAGCCCUUGGCUACUUCCUCAAAAUGUUCUUUGGCUCAGCAGCACUCGGCACUCUCACUGGCUUAAUUUCUGCAUUAGUGUUAAAGCACAUUGACUUGAGGAAAACGCCUUCCUUGGAGUUUGGAAUGAUGAUCAUUUUUGCAUAUCUUCCCUAUGGGCUCGCAGAAGGAAUCUCACUCUCAGGCAUCAUGGCCAUCCUGUUCUCGGGCAUCGUGAUGUCCCACUACACGCACCAUAACCUCUCCCCGGUCACCCAGAUCCUCAUGCAGCAGACCCUGCGGACAGUGGCCUUCUUGUGCGAAACAUGUGUGUUUGCAUUUCUUGGACUGUCUAUUUUUAGUUUCCCUCACAAGUUUGAAAUUUCCUUUGUCAUCUGGUGCAUAGUGCUUGUAUUGUUUGGCAGAGCAGUGAACAUUUUCCCUCUUUCCUACCUCCUGAAUUUCUUCCGUGAUCAUAAAAUCACACCAAAGAUGAUGUUCAUCAUGUGGUUUAGUGGCCUGCGGGGGGCCAUCCCCUACGCCCUGAGCCUGCACCUGGACCUGGAGCCCAUGGAGAAGCGGCAGCUCAUCGGCACCACCACCAUCAUCAUCGUGCUCUUCACCAUCCUGCUGCUGGGCGGCAGCACCAUGCCCCUCAUCCGCCUCGUGGACAUCGAGGAUGCCAAGGCACGUCGCCGGAGCAAGAAGGACGUGAACCUCAGCAAGACGGAGAAGAUGGGCAACACCAUCGAGUCAGAGCACUUGUCGGAGCUCACCGAGGAGGAGUAUGAAGCCCACUACAUCAGGCGGCAGGACCUCAAGGGCUUCAUGUGGCUGGAUGCCAAGUACCUGAACCCCUUCUUCACACGGAGGCUGACACAGGAGGACCUCCACCACGGGCGUAUCCAGAUGAAAUCCCUCACCAACAAGUGGUAUGAGGAGGUGCGCCAGGGCCCAUCCGGCUCAGAGGACGAUGAGCAGGAGCUGCUGUGAUGAAGCCAGAGCCAGGCAGUGGCUUCGAGGCAGGCAGGGCCACAGUGCCCCAUUCCGGGCUACCAGGGUGGCUGCUGGCUGCCCACAGACACCCAGCCGGGGCCCCCUGGAGGCAUGUGCAUUUGGCAUCCUCUUUAGGAUGCCAGAAAGCAGGGUGAGGAGAAGGCCGUGGGGUCACCUUAACCAGGAACUUCCCAGGCCUUUCGAGCCAGCUGGCUUCAUCUGAAACACCUCAUCCCCCCAUUCCUCCCUGGGUCGGACCUCUGCUCUCCGUGCUGCUUUUUGGCCCACAGAUUGGAGUGACCACCUGCCCCAGGUGAAACAUUUGCUUCUGCUUCUGCAGCCAGGGUGAUUGGGUGCCUGAGCAGAGGAGGGCCCUGCAUGGAGCCCCUCCAGAACACCAGGGCCCAUGUGACAGUGCCUGCCAUUUCCAAGCCUCAGCCUUCAUCACCACCCAGGAACAACCCCAGGAGCUGGCCUGCCAAGGCAGCUGGCACUCCCUGCUGGAAUGGUGUCUACACUAGCAGGCACAGACCCAGGUGCCCUUUUCCUUUGUGUCAAGGUGCCUUGGGCCUCAGCAGCAGCAAUUCUGACCUAGAGGCAGGGCCCAGAUAUCUGGAAAACUUCACACUCCCCUUUGUGAUGUUUCCUGCCCUCCCUGAGAGAAAAAAGAGUGGCCUUUCCUUCCCUGGCCAGCCCCUCCAGGCCAUCUCCCUGGGUGGCAGCCGCUCCUGGCUCUCCCUGGAAGGUGAAUGUUUACACUGGUGUUGAUCACUGGGGUACAGGGCCUUCUCUGGAACCCCGUGGGAAGCUGUGUCCCUGGGUUUUGGGGGCGCAAACCUUUCUGUAGGGUCAGAGUGCCCUCUAGAGGGAAAAGCUAGAAGUACAGGGUUUAUGCAGGCCAGCAGCUGCUGUCUUUUCAUGCAGUUUAAAUUCAUGCACUUUUACAAAGAAGUGAGAGCCUAGUAGUCACUCACUGCCAUCUGAGCCCUCCCUUACCACGAUUUCCCCUACUCAGUGGUUUUCGUUUGUCCAAUCAGUGGUCCCUUGUCCUGGGCUCUGUGGUGUCUGCCCACUGUUUACCAGCUGCCACCUUCACUGCUAAUUGGAGAUUUCUUCUGCUUACCUUUCUCCCGUUUCCCUACCAUCUUGGGUCCCACUCAUCCCCCAUGCUGGGGUCCCAGCUUAUAGAGCACUAGGGCAGAGGGCUGGACCAGCAGUGCCUGGAGCUCCUUCUCUCCGUCUCCCACCCUCCCCUCCCUUCACCCCCCUCGUGUGGCCUGGAGUCAG